Messenger RNA from Coccidioides immitis RS, 354 nucleotides. RefSeq lists its product as uncharacterized. NCBI's taxonomy places the organism in Eukaryota, Fungi, Ascomycota, Eurotiomycetes, Onygenales, Onygenaceae. The transcript has a single exon. The record is from RefSeq and is a predicted model, not a curated record. Bases 1 to 354 code for a protein of 117 amino acids.
AUGCGCGUAUACGUCAUACAUAUUCGGAGCCAAGGAGGAUUGGACGCAUAUAAGCCGCCCAUCGGGUGUGCUAUGAAAGAUCAUAUUGGAGGGAAGAGGGAAACAAAGAGGAAUGGAGCUCAAAGUUUUCGACGGGAAGAGAACCAUAGGUCAUUAAAAAAAUGCAUUGGAUAUCGUAUCCUCGGGUGUCAACCAUUCAAAAUGAAAAUGUGGGAAGUAGAGUCUGGCUCAAGCAGCAAGGUCGACCGGGCAGCACGGACAAAAGGCCCAAGCAAAUUCUAUGGAAUAAGCCGCAGGAUAGAAGGAAAACCAAAACCACCUCCGAAAUUAGUAAUAGAAAUUAACAGGGGAUAA